UGACCGCCGUCCCCAGCCCUCCUCUGGGUACCAACUCUAUUGCGCGGCGCACAGCCGCUCAUUUAACCCAGGCAAGGAGGAGGAGAAGGCGAAAAUUUCCCGGCAGACUACUUUCCAGACACCUCCGAUCCACCCAGCCCUUCAUCUUCGUCUUUUCUAUCCUGGAAAAGGAAUUCGGUCUGUCCUUAGCAUGAAGCUGUAAUUGAACUAAAGGGAGGAGAAACGGCCUUGAAUCCUUGGAGAUCAGUGUUAAAGUUGGAAACUGGAUUGCUGUCUUGGGACCCCUGCUGUGGAUGUGACAGAAACCAGAGCACAGUCUAGGACCAAAAGCUGCUUCUCCUGCAUCUUCCUAUGGUCUUUUUUGCUGUGUGAAACUGCAGGUGCUGUGGAAAAGAGCAAACUUCCUGAUCCCAGAAGUUGGUCUCGCUCUGUUGACAGUUUGGCAGAAUUUGAAAGCCUGAAUCCUCGCCUUGACGUGCAUUCAUCUUAUUCAGGCAAGCUAGUUCUGUGCCCUGGAUCAGAGAAUCACCCCAGCUGCACCAUGAGCCGUGUUCGGGAUGCUGGCUGUGUAGCAGCAGGGAUAGUGAUCGGAGCUGGUGCCUGGUACUGUGUCUACAAAUACACCAGGGGAAGAGACCAGAAGAAGAGGAGAUUGGCCAAGCCCAAGAACCGGGCUGUGGCUGGGACUGGAGCCAGGGCUAGAGCUGGGCUGAGGGCUGGAUUCACAUUCGACCUUGGGCCAGGAUUCAGUCCCCCAACCACAGUCUAUGCUGCGACAGAGGACAAGGCCAAAGAUGAAGCCCCUGCUCUCGACAUGGCUGGGGCUGAGACAGUCGUCCCAGCUUUAUCCAGCACUGAGUCUCAGAGUGAGGCAGAAAGUCUGGCCCAGGAGGCAGAUGGAGUAGGAAUUGGGUCUAAUACUGAAUUAGUAACAGAGGUUGCAGUGACCUCUGUAAUGGCACAACCUCUAGGGGUGGCAGAAGCUCCCAUAGCUCUAGAAGGUUCUGCAGUGGCAGAGGUUCCCAAAAUAGCAGAAGCUCCCAGCACAGCAGAGGCUCCCAGGGCAACAGUGCCUCCAGGGGUAGAAAUGCCUCCCAAGGCAGCAAUGUCUCCCGGGGCAGUAGUGCCUCCCAGGGCAGUAGUGUUGCCUCCUGGGACAGCAGUGUCUACUAAGGCACCAGCAGCCACAGAAACUAUGGAAGCUCCUGCAGUGACAGCACCCACUGAGGUGGCAGAGGGUCCUGGAAUGACAACAGUUGGACAGGCAGCAGAGGCUCCUGUGUCCACACCUGCUGGGGCAGCAAUAACUGCCAGGGCUGCAGAGGUCCCUGGGACUUCAGAGUCUACUAGAGCAGCAGCAGCAGUUGCCAGGAAGGCAACCCCUGGAGCUCACACUGGGGCUAUACCUAAGGCUGGAUCAGCCACCGGAGCUGUACCUAAAGGUGGGGCCAAGGGUGGAAACAGGUCUCGGACUGGAGGCAAGGGCAAGAGCAAGAAAAGCAAGGCUGAAGUAGACGAAUUGGGGAUGGGCUUUCGCCCUGGUGAUGGAGCUGCAGCAGCUGCUGCAGCCUCUGCUAAUGGGGGACAUGCUUUCCUAGCAGAAGUCCCUGAUUCUGAGGAAGGGGAGUCUGGGUGGACUGACACAGAGUCAGAUUCAGACUCUGAACCUGAGACCCAAUGCAGAGGGAGAGGAAAAAAAACAAUUGCCAUGCAAAAGCGCCCCUUUCCUUAUGAAAUUGAUGAGAUUCUGGGUGUGCGAGAUCUCAGGAAGGUCCUUGCUUUGCUUCAAAAGUCGGAUGAUCCUUUCAUCCAGCAGGUGGCUUUGCUCACUCUGAGCAACAAUGCCAAUUAUUCAUGCAAUCAAGAGACAAUUCGUAAAUUGGGAGGCCUCCCGAUUAUUGCAAACAUGAUCAACAAAACUGAUCCUCAUAUUAAGGAAAAAGCCUUGAUGGCCAUGAAUAAUCUGAGUGAAAAUUAUAAAAACCAGGGCUGGCUUCAGGUAUACAUGAAUAAAGUGAUGGAUGAUAUCAUGGCCUCCAACCUGAACUCUGCAGUACAGGUAGUAGGACUAAAAUUUUUAACAAACAUGACUAUUACUAAUGACUACCAGCACCUGCUUGUCAAUUCCAUUGCAAACUUUUUCCGUUUGUUAUCUCAGGGAGGUGGAAAAAUCAAAGUUGAGAUUUUGAAAAUACUUUCGAAUUUUGCUGAAAAUCCAGACAUGCUAAAGAAACUUCUCAGUACCCAAGUGCCAUCGUCAUUUAGUUCCUUGUAUAAUUCUUAUGUGGAAUCAGAAAUUCUUAUUAAUGCCCUUACUCUAUUUGAGAUUAUCUAUGACAACCUCAGAGCAGAAGUAUACAACUACAGAGAAUUCAACAAAGGUUCCCUUUUUUACUUGUGCACUGCAUCUGGAGUGUGUGUUAAGAAAAUUCGCGCUUUGGCAAAUCAUCAUGAUCUCCUGGUGAAAGUGAAAGUUAUAAAAUUAGUGAACAAGUUCUGAUUACUAUACACUCUCAAAAGAUGAAAUUUCUUAGUUUCCUGGCCUGGAAAUAUGGAAAAUUUAAAGUUACUGCAUUUUCAUUUGCUUAUUUGGUAAAGAGGUACUUUCAGCUGCCGGUUUUGAAUAAUGAAUCUUCCAGAGUGAUGUUAUCUGUGACAGUCACCAGCUUUAAGCUAAACUGUCUCAUGAAUACCAAAUAGUCCUCUUGUACUGAAAAUACAUUGUGACUUUAAUCAUGCUGCUUGGAUGGAGUAUUUUUACUGGUUCCUCUGUGAAUUGACAGCAUACCUGUCCAUUAUAAAUGGCCUACUCUGCUAUUAUUUGUUUUGACUUGAAUUUAUCCACCAAAGACUUCAUUCGUGUAUCAUCAAUAAAAUUGAA
Molecule: messenger RNA, 2881 nt
Organism: Fukomys damarensis (Damara mole-rat)
Lineage: Eukaryota; Metazoa; Chordata; Mammalia; Rodentia; Bathyergidae
Gene: Armcx2
Product: armadillo repeat containing X-linked 2
Exons: 5
Coding region: 542-2500 (652 amino acids)
Cellular component (GO): mitochondrion
Molecular function (GO): protein binding
Source: RefSeq, a predicted model, not a curated record